Fusarium sp. VM40 is the source of this 846-nucleotide messenger RNA. The record is from the annotation of a GenBank genome assembly. Lineage: Eukaryota; Fungi; Ascomycota; Sordariomycetes; Hypocreales; Nectriaceae.
AUGACAGGCAGUUUCCUUGGCCUUCUCUCUGGCCUCUUUGGCUGGGUCUACUUCUUCGCCUGGAGCGCGUCUUUCUAUCCUCAGCCCUUGCUCAACUGGCGUCGUCGCUCCACAAGCGGAACUACUAUCGAUUUCCCCUUUAUCAACGUCCUCGGCUUUGCUGCGUAUUUUAGCUCCAAUGUCGCUUUCUACUACUCACCAGAGAUUCGUGCUCAGUAUUCUGCCAGACAUAAAGGUCUUCAGUCUACCGUGCAGUUCAACGAUAUCACCUUUGCUCUCCACGCUCUCUUCCUAUCCAUCAUCACAACUUCGCAGUAUAUCUCACCCUCUUUGUGGGGAUUUACCCCAAAUGCUGGAAACCGCCCCAGCCGAUUCAUUCUUGGGGUAGCUGCCGGCUGUAUCAUGGGUGUUCUUCUGACAUGUGGCAUUGUUGCUGCUUCCCCUGGGAACGAUGCUGUCUACGACUGGGUUGCCCUCGAUAUUGUUUACGCCGUAGGCUAUGUCAAGCUUAUUGUCACCCUGAUCAAGUACACGCCACAGAUCGUCACCAACUACAACAACCAGAGCACUGACGGUUGGAGCAUCUCUCAAAUCCUGCUGGAUGUUACUGGUGGUGUUCUUAGUGUAAGCCAGCAGGCCAUCGACAGCUACCAGCAGCGUGACUGGAGCGGCAUCACAGGAAACCCCGUCAAGUUUGCACUUGGUAACAUCAGCAUGAUCUACGACUCCGUCUUCAUCGUCCAGCACUACAUCCUGUAUCGUGACUCGGAGAAGCCGCAGACCGAUGCGCGCGAGGAUGAGAGGUUGUUGCUGGACGAGGAGCAGAGAGCGGAGCGGGGCGAAUGA